This is a messenger RNA of Balaenoptera musculus (blue whale), 904 nucleotides long. RefSeq names its product speedy protein E4-like. Lineage: Eukaryota; Metazoa; Chordata; Mammalia; Artiodactyla; Balaenopteridae. The transcript has 7 exons. Gene Ontology annotation, biological process: positive regulation of cyclin-dependent protein serine/threonine kinase activity. The coding region runs from base 1 to 699 and encodes 232 amino acids. The record is from RefSeq and is a predicted model, not a curated record. Gene Ontology annotation, molecular function: protein kinase binding.
AUGGCCAAUCGUCAACCGAGUUCCCAGGUUGAGAACCAGGACUCCCAGCCCAGCUCCUCAGGGUACCCCCUGGAGGUGACUGUCAACGAAGAAAGCCCAGGACCGUCAGCCCCCUGGGCCGGCUGCAGCUCCCCGCCUCAGCGCCCUGGCUGUAAGAGGAAGAGGUCAGUGGCGUUCAGAGAGGAGGAGGAGGAGGGCGAGCCGGCCACUGAGGCCCAGGACACCUGGGUCGUGGAGUCGCUGAGUGGGCUCAAGAUGAAGCUCAAGCGACAGCGGGUGUCUUCAGUGCUGCCUGAGCACCACGAGGUCUUCAACAGGAUGCUCGAGGAUCCCGUCAUUAGGAAAUUCCUCGCCUGGGACAAAAACCUGCAAGUAUCUGACAAGUAUCUCCUGUCGAUGGUGAUAGCUUAUUUCAGCCGGGCCGGGCUCUUCUCCUGGCAAUUCCAGAGAAUCCAUUUCUUUAUAGCUCUCUAUGUGGCCAACGACAUGGAAGAGGACAACCAGGCCCCCAAACAGGCCAUCUUUUCGUUCCUCUAUGGAAAGAACCGCUCCCAGCGUCCCUUGUUCCACAAACUGCGUCUCCAGUUCAUCCGUUCCAUGGGCUGGAACGCUAGGGUCACUCGGGAAGAGUGCGAGCAGAUCCAGGCUUUUGAGCCAGAGCUCUGGGUGUGGGGAAGAGAUCGCGCCCUCUUGCCCUAGAGGCCCCAGGACCACGCAGGCCUGAGGUCAUCGGCCUGCGCAAAGAUCACAGAGCCCAGGAGAGAUGAGGAUGUUGCACAGGAGGUCAAUCCACACGCUGACGACAGCCGUGAGGAAGGGAGGGAGAAGCCUCUUGUGCAGAUGAUCGGGAAGAACCCAGCGUCUUCUAGAACGAGCUCAAGAGAGUUUUCGUGUCACACUCCUG